Miscanthus lutarioriparius is the source of this 1455-nucleotide messenger RNA. The record is from the annotation of a GenBank genome assembly. NCBI's taxonomy places the organism in Eukaryota, Viridiplantae, Streptophyta, Magnoliopsida, Poales, Poaceae.
AUGGACAUGGCAUUGCCCGUUGUGAAUGCCACAGCGGCGGUGUUCGCCCGUGUCUCGGCUGCGUUCAAUGCCCCCCUUGCCCGUGCAGUCGUCUUUGGGGUCCAUAUUGAUGGGCACUUGGUCGUGGAAGGGCUGCUUAUUGCAGUCAUAGUGUUUCAGCUCUCCAGGAAGAGCUACAAACCGCCAAAGAAACCACUCACUGAAAAGGAGAUUGAUGAGCUAUGUGAUGAGUGGGAGCCAGAGCCGCUAUGCCCUCCAAUCAAGGAAGGGGCCAGAAUAGAUACUCCAAUGUUGGAAAGUGCCGCUGGACCACAUACGAUUGUUGAUGGUAAAGAAGUUGUGAACUUUGCAUCAGCAAACUACCUCGGUUUAAUUGGCAACGAAAAGAUUAUUGAUUCUUGCAUUGGUUCACUGGAGAAAUAUGGUGUUGGGUCUUGUGGUCCACGUGGCUUUUAUGGAACAAUUGAUGUUCAUCUUGACUGUGAGUCAAAAAUAGCUAAUUUCCUGGGGACUCCAGACUCCAUUCUGUAUUCAUAUGGGAUUUCUACAAUAUUCAGUGUGAUACCUGCCUUCUGUAAGAAAGGAGAUAUCAUAGUCGCUGAUGAGGGUGUUCACUGGGCAGUGCAAAAUGGUCUCCAUCUAUCAAGAAGCACUGUGGUGUACUUCAAGCACAAUGAUAUGGCUUCACUUGCAAGCACUUUGGAAAAACUUACUCGUGGAAAUAAACGUGCUGAAAAGAUUAGACGCUACAUUGUUGUAGAAUCCAUUUACCAGAAUUCUGGCCAAAUUGCCCCCUUGGAUGAGAUUGUCAGGUUGAAGGAGAAAUAUCGGUUCCGUGUUAUUCUGGAGGAGAGCCAUUCUUUUGGAGUGCUUGGCAAGUCUGGGCGUGGCCUUGCUGAACAUUAUGGAGUUCCUAUUGAAAAAAUUGAUAUCAUCACUGCUGGAAUGGGAAAUGCAUUAGCUACUGAUGGUGGCUUUUGUUCAGGAAGUGUCAGAGUUGUUGAUCAUCAGCGUCUAAGCAGCUCUGGGUAUGUUUUCUCUGCAUCUCUGCCACCUUAUCUUGCCAGUGCUGCUGUUUCUGCCGUCAACUACCUGGAGGAGAAUCCCUCAGUUCUUGCAAACCUAAGGAGCAAUAUUGCUCUUUUGCAUAAAAAACUAUCAGAUACUCCAGGGCUUGAAAUUUCCAGCCAUGUUCUGUCGCCUAUCGUCUUCCUUAAGCUGAACAAAUCGACUGGUUCUCCUACCACUGAUCUAGAUCUUCUUGAAACUAUUGCUGACAAGGUCUUGAAGGAAGAUUCAGUCUUCAUUGUGACAUCAAAGAAGUCAAAUCUGGAUAGGUGCAAACUUCCCCUUGGAAUCCGCCUGUUUGUAUCAGCUGGACACACUGAAUCAGACAUCUCCAGGCUUUCCUCAUCCUUGAAGAGGGUUUCUGCAUCAGUUCUUUCAGACUAUUGA